UUCCAUUACAGUGGAAGUAACUGUUAACAUAUUCUUGUCUGAAAUUUUUGAAACAGCACUGCAGAUCCCGCAUCAGGGGUGAUACAGGCCAAGUAUUCUUAUUCUGAUACCAGUGUACUGGGCAGGCAAAUUUAGCAUGUCCAUCACAGCAUAGUGGCCUUCUCUGCCUCUUGCAUAUGGAAUUCAAAAGGCUGAUUUUCUUUCUCAGAAACUAAGGUUUUGGGGAACCCUGCAGCUCAUGGGGGCAGGAGCAGGGGUCUAGGGCUAAGCAGUAAUACCGCCUAGCCAGCCAAGGGGUGCAAAAGUAAGAAAUACUGGGAGUAGAACUCCCAGAAGCCUGGCCUAUAAAUCAGUGCUUUCUUGAAUUUCAGACAGGGAGUGUAUAUUCAUGUUGUUGAAGAUGCUCCCUAAUACAUUUUAUACUUUUUGUUAUCAUGGGCAAAUUGACAGUCAGACUUUUCUAGACUUUAGUUAAUUUACAAAAUAGCACUCUUAAGCUCUUCUUUAUGAUCACCAUGGACCAGAACACUGUUUUCUAUCUCUACGGGGACAUAAGGCUGUUCCACUUUCCCAUAAGAGCAGUAUAUAUUUGCUUGGGUGUCUUGGUUGUGUGUGUGUGUGUGUGUGUGUGUGUGUGUGUGUUUUGAGGGGAGUUGUUACUUAUAAUUGAUGGGGUACAACAUCCAGGUUCAUGAGUGUGGGAAUUUUAGGGAGGUUUGGAGUCUCAUGUCAUCUUUACUUCUAACUUCUCAAUAUCCUGCUUUUCUUCAUGCAGGGGACAUGGAGGAAGAAAGAACAACUGCUGAGUUACAGAAAAAUAGGAUACAGGACUCAGUAGUCUUUGAGGAUGUGGCUGUGAACUUUACCCAGGAGGAAUGGGCUUUGCUGGAUCUUGCUCAGAGGAACCUCUACAGAGAUGUGAUGCUGGAAAACUUCCAGAACCUGGCCUCGCUAGGGUAUCUGCUACACACACCCCAUCUGAUCUCCCAGUGGGAACAAGAGGAAGACCUGCAGACAGUGAAGAGAGAACUUAUCCAGGGCAUCUGUGUGAGAGAGCACCAGGAAGGUUUUGAGACUCAACUUAAAGCUAAUGAAUCGGUUGCCCCACCAGAUAUUUGUGGAGAGAAAAUAUCCAAUGAACAGAAAAUAGUAAGAUUCAAAAGGAAUGAUUCCUGGUUCUCCAGUUUACAUGAAAACCAAGAAUCCUGUGGUACCGAUUAUCAGAACAAAAGCCAUGAGAGGCAGUUGAGAAAUCCUAUGGUAGAAAACAUCUAUGAAUGUAGUGAAGAAAAUCAACAUGGACAGACCUUCAGCCAAGUUCCAAAUCUUAAUUCAGUCAAGAGAACAACUGAAGUAAAAUCCUGUGAAUGCCACGCGUGUGGAAAGGUCUUUGUGGAUCAUUCGUCCCUUAAGAAUCACAUCAGGUCUCAUACUGGAAGCAAACCCUAUGAGUGCAAGGAAUGUGGGAAGGCCUUCCAUUUUCUUGCUUGUUUUAAGAAGCAUAUGAAAACCCCCACUGAAGAGAAGCCCUAUGAAUGUAAGGAAUGUACCAAAGCCUUCAGUUGUUCCUCAUUCUUUAGGGCACAUAUGAAGCUUCACGUUGGAAAGACGAACUAUGAAUGUAAGGAAUGUGGAAAAGCUUUCAGUUGUUCCUCAUCGCUUACAGAACACAAAAGGAUUCAUAGUGGAGAUAAGCCUUAUGAAUGUAAGGAAUGUGGGAAGGCCUUCAGUUGUUCCUCCUCACUCUCCAAACACAAAAGGAUUCAUAGCGGAGAUAAGCCAUAUGAAUGUAAGGAAUGUGGGAAGGCCUUCAGUUCUUCCUCUCACCUUAUAAUACAUAUAAGAAUUCACACUGGAGAGAAGCCGUAUGAAUGUAAAGAGUGUGGGAAGGCCUUCAGCGAGUCCUCAAAACUCACUGUACACGUGAGAACACAUACCGGAGAGAAACCCUACAAAUGUAAGGAAUGUGGGAAAGCCUACAAUUGUCCCUCCUCCUUGAGUAUCCAUAUGAGAAAACACACUGGAGAAAAACCCUAUGAAUGUCUGGAAUGUGGAAAGGCCUUCUAUCUUCCCACUUCCCUUAAUACACAUGUGAAAAAUCAAAGUCGAGAGAAGCCCUACGAAUGUAAGGAAUGUGGGAAGGCCUUUAGUUGUCCCUCAUCCUUUAGGGCACAUGUGAGAGAUCACACUGGAAAGAUACAGUAUGAAUGUAAGGAGUGUGGGAAGACCUUUAGUCGUUCCUCGUCCCUCACCGAACACUUAAGAACUCACAGUGGAGAGAAGCCGUAUGAAUGUAAGGAAUGUGGGAAAGCCUUCAUUAGUUCCUCCCACCUUACAGUACAUAUCAGAACUCACACUGGAGAGAAACCUUAUGAAUGUAAGAAAUGUGGGAAAGCAUUUAUUUAUCCCUCAGCCCUUAGGAUCCACAUGAGAACACACACUGGGGAAAAGCCCUAUGAAUGUAAGGAAUGUGGGAAAGCAUUUCGUCAUUCUUCAUACCUUACUGUACAUGCAAGAAUGCACACUGGAGAGAAACCCUUUGAAUGUCUGGAAUGUGGGAAAGCCUUCAGUUGUCCCUCAUCCUUUCGAAGACACGUGAGAAGCCACACUGGAGAGAAACCUUAUGAAUGUAAGGAAUGUGGGAAAGCCUUUGUUUGUCCUGCCUACUUUCGAAGACAUGUGAAAACUCACACUAGAGAAAACAUACAAAUGUAAGGAAUAUGGGAAUGUCUGCAGAGCUUCAGAUCCUAGGCAACUUGUGAGGUCUCAUACUGUGGAGACACCCUAUGAAUGUUAGAAAGUAGGAAAUUGUUGCUUAUCAUUUUGAAGAUUUGAGGACACGUUAGAGAAACCCUGUGUAUGUAAAUCAUGUGCUAAAGCCUUUAUGAACAUUACUUAUUAUGUAUAAGAAAAUUCAUACUAGAAAUGAAGAUCAGUGCCUCAUCCUUUAAGUGAACAACUGGCUUGCUGAUUACCAGUGUUUUCUGAUGGGAACAUUUAAGGUGAUAAAUUUACCUUUUCAGCUCUAGCCACAUACUUUUUAUUAUGAGGUGCUUUCAUUUUGGUUCUGAUAUAAAUAUAAGUUCCGUUAUAAAGUCUUUUGGAUCCAUGGAGGAUAUGAAAUAUUUUUUUCUGUAUAGGCACCAGUGGUCUUUUUAAAAAAAGUGGUUUCUAAUUAAUGUUCAUUGUUCUUUAAGUGGGUAGUCAUUAUAAUAUUGACACUUUGGUUUUGUUGGUAUUUUGCUUUUAGUGUACAUGGCAGACAAUGGAAAUUGCCCACUCAGUAUUUUUCUUGUUCUUUUUUGCUAAAAGCCUUAAGGUUUUGAGAUGAUCAGUUUUUACUGUUAAAUGCCUUUCCUGUCUAGUGA
Cebus imitator (Panamanian white-faced capuchin) is the source of this 3368-nucleotide messenger RNA. RefSeq names its product zinc finger protein 699 (gene ZNF699). The record is from RefSeq and is a predicted model, not a curated record. The coding region runs from base 670 to 2715 and encodes 681 amino acids. The transcript has 5 exons. Gene Ontology annotation, biological process: regulation of DNA-templated transcription. NCBI's taxonomy places the organism in Eukaryota, Metazoa, Chordata, Mammalia, Primates, Cebidae.